Cicer arietinum (chickpea) is the source of this 1174-nucleotide messenger RNA. Its product is annotated as soluble inorganic pyrophosphatase 1. Gene Ontology annotation, biological process: phosphate-containing compound metabolic process. Lineage: Eukaryota; Viridiplantae; Streptophyta; Magnoliopsida; Fabales; Fabaceae. The record is from RefSeq and is a predicted model, not a curated record. Gene Ontology annotation, molecular function: inorganic diphosphate phosphatase activity; magnesium ion binding. Gene Ontology annotation, cellular component: cytoplasm.
AAAAGAAAGAGAAACAAGUGGAAAGGUAAGCGAAGAUGUCUCAUCUCCUAUAAAGAGGCGAUGUAUGCUCUGAUGAAUUGACCAAGUCUAUCUCUCUGUCUCUCUUCUUCCUUUCAACUCUCUCUAUAUAAACACAAUAGUUACUUAGUCAGAUGGAUCUCUCAUUUAUUCAUUCAUUAAUAUUCACUCUUUGUCAAGUUUAAAGAUGAGUGCUGACCACGAUGAUGAAGCUCAAGAAAAUCGUCCAGCUCCACGUUUGAAUGAAAGGAUUCUUUCAUCUAUGUCAAGGAGAUCAGUAGCUGCACACCCUUGGCAUGAUCUUGAAAUUGGACCUGGAGCUCCCCAUAUUUUCAAUUGUGUUGUGGAAAUCACUAAAGGAAGCAAGGUCAAAUAUGAACUUGACAAGAAAACUGGCUUAAUUAAGGUCGAUCGAAUUUUGUAUUCGUCGGUUGUUUAUCCUCAUAACUAUGGUUUUAUCCCUCGCACACUCUGUGAAGACAAUGAUCCGAUUGAUGUCCUAGUUCUCAUGCAGGAGCCAGUUCUUCCUGGUUGUUUCCUGCGAGCCAGAGCCAUUGGACUUAUGCCAAUGAUUGAUCAGGGAGAGAAGGAUGACAAAAUCAUUGCAGUAUGUGCUGAUGAUCCAGAAUAUAAGCACUUCACUGACUACAAAGAACUUGCACCUCACCGCAUCUCUGAAAUUCGACGCUUUUUUGAAGACUACAAAAAGAAUGAGAACAAGGAGGUGGCAGUUAAUGAUUUUCUACCUCCAAGCACCGCGGUUGAAGCCAUCCAGCACUCAAUGUCAGUAUAUCUCGAGCAAUUUAAUGUGUCGAAUUUAAACUGACUUUAUGGGAUCUUUACGCAGAAUAUAUUCUGCACAGCUUGAGGCGAUAGACAAGAAUGUUGUUCUCCAAUCUCCAUUAAUAAUUAAUCAGAAUAAGCUGCAAUCUACACAGUUAUAAAAUAUCUUUUGAUCAACUGUAUCUAUACUUUUAUUAUUAUGAUUUUUUAUUUAGUUGGAUAAUAUACCCACUUGAAUGGUUCAUCAAGUGAAAAACCACUAUCAACUGUGUUUGAUAUGUAAUGCUUCUCAUGUAGAAUCCUAAAAAUUGAAGUGUUUUAACAAUGUUAACAACUUUCCGUGGCAUGAUUUGGUAUUAUGUUUUUACCAAUA